CGCUUCGUGUCGCCCCAUUCGCUAAACGCCUUUAAGAACUACAGAUGCGGCUGUCAGUUGGUGUCCGCCCCCGUAAAGCUUCCCGCGCACGCAGUGGCUAAGGAAACAGCGGCACGGACAAAACCAGUCAUACUUUCCUAAAGGCUCCUUUCGCAUUUUUGUUGCUACACUACCUGUUCAGCCUGUUUCCAAAAUGCCCCGCAUCGAGAAUGACAUCAAGCUGGACUUCAAGGAUGUCCUCCUCCGUCCAAAGCGGAGCACACUCAAGUCUAGGAGCGAGGUGGACCUCAUGAGGAGCUACACCUUCAGGAACUCCAAGGGCACCUACAGAGGGAUCCCCAUCAUCGCCGCAAACAUGGACACUGUCGGGACAUUUGAGAUGGCCCUGGCCUUGCACCAGUUCACUCUCUUCACUACGAUUCACAAGCAUUACUCUGUCGACGACUGGGUGGAGUUUGCAACCAAGCACCCCGAAUGCAUAAAGAGUGUAGCGGUCAGCACAGGCACCGGUGAAAGCGACUUUGACAGGAUUUCAGCCGUCGUGGCGGCGGUGCCCGAUCUGCAGUAUAUCUGCGUCGACGUGGCCAACGGCUACUCCGAACACUUUGUCCACUUUGUCAAAGACGUCAGGGAGAAGUUCCCCUCUCACACUAUAAUGGCAGGAAACGUCGUGACGGGGGAGAUGGUGGAGGAGCUGAUCCUCGCUGGCGCUGACAUCAUCAAAGUGGGCAUCGGACCAGGCUCUGUGUGUACCACCCGCAAGAAGACGGGGGUGGGGUACCCUCAGCUCAGCGCCGUUAUUGAGUGUGCAGACGCAGCCCAUGGCUUGGGCGGCCACAUCAUCUCUGACGGGGGAUGCACCUGCCCGGGAGAUGUCUCUAAGGCAUUUGGUGCCGGAGCAGACUUCGUGAUGCUGGGCGGUAUGCUUGCUGGCCACUCGGAAAGCGGGGGCGAGACUAUCGAGAAGAAUGGCAAGAAAUACAAGCUGUUCUAUGGAAUGAGCUCCGACACGGCGAUGAAGAGACAUGCAGGAGGCGUGGCUGAGUACAGAGCGUCGGAGGGGAAGACAGUCGAAGUUCUUUACAAAGGGCCGGUGGAGGUGACAAUACGGGACAUCCUGGGCGGAGUCCGGUCCACCUGCACCUACGUUGGGGCCGGCAAACUGAAGGAGCUGAGUCGCAGGACCACCUUCAUCAGGGUCACCCAACAGCUCAACACUGUCUUCGGCAACGACAGCUGAGUGUAGCGCGGCCGAUGCAGAAGUCUGCAACACUGCCUGUUGGACUCCCGGAUCCUCUUUGUGCAUUGACAAUGUGUAAACACAAGUGACCAGACAUAUUUAUCCUUUAUUAUUUUCAAUUAUCUGUUAGUUUUAGGAGUUAGGGUUCCUUGACCUGUAGCUUUGACUUCACUGACAUUCACAGAAAUACUUUUCUAAGUCCCCUGUGACUCCGUAUUUCCUAUAAGCCACAAAGUGUUUCAGGGGGUCAGCGUGUCCCUAGACAGAAAGAUGUGAGCCAGAGGAGUUAGGCAUGUCUGCUGUCGCAUCAUUCCAACACAAGGUCCUUAGUUAUUCUUUUAAAAUACCUGCAAAACUGUGGCUGUCUAUAAAACGGUAUCCACAACAUCUCUCUAUGCUCUGUGCUGACAUUUUACUGUAAGCCUAUAUAUAUAUAUAUAUAUAUAUAUGCAGCGGGUGUGGCUAAUUAGAAAACAGAAAAUUCAAUCAUUCCUUCACUCAGUAAGUUUUGCACUUUAAUGAGUUGUAAUUUUAAAAAUAUUUAGUUUCCAUUAUUGUCCCAUAGAUAUGUUUUGUCACACACAGCCAUCACAUAGUAGGUAAAUUAGAUUUGGGAGAAUUUAUAAAUGGACCAGUAUAGGCUGAAUGCUGGAAUACAGAACCAGAGCACAGUACAUAGUAAGCAAGUGCUGAAUUCAUAGCAGAGGUGUUACUCAGUAUGGACGUUUACGUAGCUUUUCUCUGUACCUGACCAAUACCAAAAGUCUGUGUGGGUUAAUGUUGGUGAUGUGCGUAUUUUGAUACAUUCACGAUUUGUUAUAGCCUUUAAAGAAAGUGGUGAUUCCUUGGAAUUAGCCUUGGAAGUUUUACAGCUUCAGUAUUGUUUUGUUUUGUUUUUUUAACCGUCACUUUGGUGUGAAGAGGCCAAAUGUAAAAUCAGAAUGCAGUUUUCAAAUCCAUUUCUCUUUCGUCGUGUUUUAGCCAGUCAAUAAACCAUUCCACAACUUA
Molecule: messenger RNA, 2248 nt
Organism: Acanthopagrus latus (yellowfin seabream)
Lineage: Eukaryota; Metazoa; Chordata; Actinopteri; Spariformes; Sparidae
Gene: gmpr2
Product: guanosine monophosphate reductase 2
Exons: 10
Coding region: 194-1240 (348 amino acids)
Biological process (GO): nucleotide metabolic process
Cellular component (GO): GMP reductase complex
Molecular function (GO): GMP reductase activity
Source: RefSeq, a predicted model, not a curated record